Toxotes jaculatrix (banded archerfish) is the source of this 3754-nucleotide messenger RNA. It is a transcript of the gene unk, whose product is annotated as unk zinc finger. Lineage: Eukaryota; Metazoa; Chordata; Actinopteri; Toxotidae. Gene Ontology annotation, molecular function: metal ion binding; mRNA CDS binding. The record is from RefSeq and is a predicted model, not a curated record. The transcript has 15 exons. Gene Ontology annotation, biological process: cell morphogenesis involved in neuron differentiation. Bases 84 to 2528 code for a protein of 814 amino acids.
GAAUGCGGAUUUCGAAGCUAAUAAGAAUAGCUAGCCAGUAAGCUAAAAACAAGGUUCUUGUUGUUAGGCUUUAAACUGGAAAAAUGUCUAAAACACACUCACAACCCCCGUCAUCUUCGGCAGCGACGAGUACCGGGGGACCCUCCUCGUCCUCAUCGUCUUCACCCGCAGGGGGCUCGACAUCUCCCGCAACCGUGUUGAACGUACAGCCCGAGAAACCUCAACAUUACACAUAUCUGAAGGAAUUCAGAACUGAGCAGUGCCCCCUGUUUGUGCAGCAUAAAUGUACACAACACAGGCCCUUUUCCUGUUUUCACUGGCACUUCCUGAACCAGCGGCGCCGCAGACCCAUCCGCAGACGGGACGGGACGUUCAACUACAGCCCAGAUGUUUACUGUACCAAAUAUGAUGAGGGAACAGGCACCUGCCCUGAUGGAGACGAAUGUCCGUUUCUACAUCGGACAGCAGGUGACACAGAGCGCAGAUACCACCUCCGCUACUAUAAAACGGGAUCAUGUAUCCACGAAACCGAUGCAAAAGGCCACUGCAGCAAAAACGGCUCCCACUGUGCCUUUGCUCAUGGAUCACAUGACCUACGCAGCCCUGUCUAUGAUAUCAGAGAAGUGCAGGUGAUGGAGUCUCAGGGAGGCUCGGGCGCCUCAGAGGGAGGUGGAGGAGACGGGCAGUCAGGACAGGCAGCAAGUACUGCCCUCAUAGAGAAGAUCCUGAGUGAGGAACCACGCUGGCAAGAUAACAACUACGUGUUGUCGCACUAUAAGACAGAGCUCUGUAAGAAACCACCUCGUCUGUGCCGUCAAGGUUAUGCCUGUCCAUAUUACCAUAACAGCAAAGACAGGAGGCGCAGCCCGCACAAGCACAAGUACAGGGCGUUGCCGUGUCCGGCUGUUAAACAGAGCGAGGAAUGGGGAGAUCCCAGUAAAUGUGAGGGAGCAGAGGGAUGUCAGUAUUGUCACACAAGAACAGAACAACAGUUCCAUCCAGAGAUUUAUAAAUCCACAAAGUGUAAUGACAUGCAGCAGUGCGGCAGCUGUCCCAGAGGGCCCUUCUGUGCCUUUGCUCAUGUUGAAAAGCCCUUAGUUCUUGAAGAACCAUCGUUCCCCACCCCCAGCUCCCCUCCGCCCCCCAGACCUCCAGACCCUCUCCCUACCCAGGAGGCCUCUUCAAGUCCCAGCGGACACAGCAUGGGACCAGGGUCCGGUUCUGUUUCAGACCUCUUUUCACCAUCUGCAGGGCCAUGUGUAGCGGAGCAGGGGCUGCUGGGUAGCGUCGUGUCCUUGUGUGAGGACAUGAGCGGUGGAGCUGAGCCUUUGUCGCCUUGGGCAGGAGAAGGAGGGUACGGCAGGGCACCUGGAUUCGAGAGGGAGGAUCAGGCCAAGCAAAGGAGUUUUGCUCUAGAGCAGCGCAGCAGAGAAUUGGCCUCAGCACAGAGCAAACAGGACUUGUUGGUGUUUUUGCCGGUGGGCAGCCCUUUGAGUCUGUCCUCCAGCAUCCCCUCCAGUCUGGCUGCCACCCCGCCCAGCCCCGCCCCUCUCGGACCCCCGGGAUGUGGCAUCUCCUCAGGCAUGAAUGCUAACGCCCUGCCAUUUUACCCCACCAGUGAGACUGUGGAGUCAGUUGUUGAGUCUGCUCUGGAUGAUCUUGACCUGAAUGAUUUUGGUGUGUCAGCGUUGGAGAGGAGGUUGGAGGGCAGCUCUGCUCUGCCCAGUGUGGGAAUUAUGCUGGGUGGCAGCCAGCUUCAGAGUUCUGCCCCGGUCAAUAUCCCAGGAUCUUUUAGCAGCUCUGCUCCUUUCAGCUCCCCUUCACCGUCUCCUCCAAUCAGGCCGCACGCAUCACCGUUCUUUUCUGCUCACCUGUCGCAACCUGGCCAAUCAGAGAGCACCUUCUUAGGGCCGUCUCAUAGCUCUUUAGGUCUGAAUGGUAUGAGCACUAACAUCUGGGAGCACUUUCCAUCAGGCCAGGGUUCCCCUGGUACACCCCCCACCCUGCUGCCCUCUGGCCCCUGUGCAGAGAGUGCCAGGCUCAAACAGGAGCUGGAGGAAGCUCAUAGGACCCUGAAGCAGUGGGGUCACAGUUGGAGACACACAGCUCAGUCGUGGGCUGCACUAAAGGCAGAUGCAGAGGAGUCUCGGGCCCACGCAGCACGAUUAGCCAUGGAGGCAGAGAGAGCCAGGCAGGCUGAGGAGGAGGCGCAGAGACAGGUUAAUCUCCUGCAGGAGGCACUGGAGAGCUUAAGGAGCGGAGACAACCCCCAUCUAGCACUGCACCAACUCCAGCUACUACACAGACUGCCCCUGGAGUCAGUCCUCAGUUUGCAGGCUCAGCUCUGUAGCUGCUUACAUGCAGUAGAACAGGUGGUGUACAGGAAGCAGAGACAGUGCUGUGUGACGUGUGGAGAGCCGGGCUCAGUGUCCCUGCCCUGUGGCCAUGGACUACAGUGUGAGAACUGCUCCACCUCUACCGAGUGCCCGCUCUGCCCUGAACAGACCCUGGAGCAACAGCUGUCCUGACCCCACAGCCCAGUCGGACCAUCGCAGAUUACAGACCGGUCAGUCCUGAUUCCGCAGAUACCAGCCUUGGAUCUCAGCCGCCAUUGAGAAUUAUGUCGAGGUCGUUUUAUAACGUGGUAACAACACAAGCACUGAUCUGGUUUUGUAUUUUUAAGAUGACGUUUACUGAUAAAUGACCAGCUUUAGUGAGCGCCGGUCACUAAGUGAAAGCUGUUAAUGUGGAAUUUAGGAUUUAGAUAAUAAUAAUUUUUCCAUUGUUACCCAUGGAACACCAGUACAUUUUACUAGUUAUUGCUUUUGACCAGAAACACUGUUCUUUACCCCUGUUUUUGAUUUGUGAAAGUAACUUAAAGACCUGCUGUUUAAUUCUUCGCUAACCCUAACUAUGAAACAUUUACAUAUAUAGUUCUAAAUCCUAUUUUGAAAUAUUUUAAAGCAUAAGCUCACCCUAAGGGAAACAUAUCUGAGUGUUAUCGCUCCAUCUGGAUAGUUUCAGUGUGACUUGCUGAGGUUUAAAGAUGUAACUUCAACAAAGGUCAAAGGCAUUUGUUUGUAUUUUGUCACUCAUAUUGAUGUUGAACAGUUUGGUCUCUCUCCAGAAAUUGAGACAGUUACUCAUAAUUCACAGCUCAGAGUAUUUUCUACCAAAGCACAGCCACUAACUGUAAAUGCAAUAGAUGGAUGAAGUAUAUCAGUACGUAUGGAUUAGACAGAUAUGCUUCGUGACAACAUAGACGUGAAUGUGAAACUACUCUGCUCUUCUUGGCUGAGGUGUAAAACUAAGCUGGGCUUGGUGGUUCACUCUGCUGUGUGUUUACAUCUUAUUAAGGGCAUCAUGAGUAACUGUGCGGUAAUUUCUGGAGGACGAGGCUGAUUUACAGCAAAGAACUCGAAACUGUCUAAAUGGGUGGAUGAUAUGCCAGAUUUAGCAGAUUUUUAAUUUUGAUUUCUGACGAGCUGUCUUUACAAAAUCCACAGGUCUGACUGAAAAUGUUUAAAGGGCAUAUUUAGUUUCAUCCAGACAAUAAUCCUAUAUUGCUACAGCCAAAAGGGGGCCAUCAUACCAGUCUGCUGGUAGCGCUUGUCUAGAUUAUAAUGAAUUUGUUGUUUAAUUUUGAUUUCCUUUUUUUAAAAUGUAUUUAUUUUUUUUAUUUUGAUUGCUUUUUUUUUAGCAAAAGAAACUGUUGAAUAAUGACAAAGUAUUUAAAAAUGUAGUACUAUUUGUU